GUAUUUGAAAUUGUUACUGACUUCCAGCUUGAGGAGGCCCUCUCAGUAUCUGCUUAGCUCUAAUCAAAAUCACUACGAGAAGGCUACCUGAAUCACACUAUUCCUUCCCCAUUCUCUUUUAUUCAUAUACCUUUUUUCCCUUGCUUUUCGAUGAUGCCAUUGAAAGAACCAGAAGACGUCCUUGUUUCUGCGGACUCCUUAUUCUAGUUCGUAUCAUUGCACUUGUUAGAACAUCACUUCUGGGUGAAAGAAUCAAUUUGUAAACCCCCAAGAAGUCCUAGAGUCGUUCUAAGGAGGUAAGCUAUAGGGUUCGAUAUCUCUGUUUUUCUCCUGUUCCGCUCUAUUCUAUGGAUUUGCUAUGGACAUGCAUCCAGUAGGGAUUGGACCAAAAAGAGGUGGGGUGGGGACCCAGUAACACAAUUAUUGGGUCCCAAUCUGAAAAUUUGGUUCAGGGGACGUCAUUGGACUGCUAGCAUUUGUCUAGGGCGCUAAAUGGGGCCACUAUCGAAGAAAGAUAUUCAAAAGGAAACCUUUGGGGCUCACCACCUUAGGUUCAUGGGUUUCGAGGGAGGAGAACCAACAGGCGAACACUGCAGGCUCGAGCGGCCCAGCUCCAUCGCACCUUAGUUCGACCAGAUCAAAAGAAGAGUUGGUGGAAACUAUAAAGAUAAAAGUUGCUCAUUGGGUAAAACCUCUUAAGCUGUUCCAAAGCUUCUCAGGUGGCUGAUAUCUUGUGGGCUUGGAAAGAGUGGCCUCUUCAUCUAAGAAGAAAGAAAAGAUGGGAAUGGAAUAGAAGCCCCCGGCUCCAACUAAGGUAAAGCUGAAUUUUGAUGGAAACUCCAUGGGGAACCUGGGAUUGGCAGGAAUAGGGGGUGUCUUCAGAGAUUCAGCAAACAAAGUGCUGGCUAUGUAUUCAGGGCCUAUAGGGGUUGGAGACUCAAUAAAGGCUGAGCUUCAUGCACUUCUUCAGGGGUUAAAAUUAGCCAAACAAGCAGAUUUUAAAAACUUGGAGGUUGAAGGAGAUUCAAAACUGGUGAUUUCUUGGUCCAAUUUCUGAGCAGGUUUCCUCUCAUCCUCUGUUUUUGCCUAUAGCUGCCAAUAUAAUUGAAGCACUGUGAACAUUUGCAUAGACUCUUCUUGUUCUCGAGCCUGUAACUCAAACUAAAGGAUCAUAAAAGAAAAGGUAGCAAUGGACAAAUAAUCAGAGAAUCAUGAAGAGAAUGAGAACAGAAUCCUUUUCACAGUAAUAUGGAAGCACAUUGAAUCAAAGAAUCCAUUUGUUGCAAUAAUUGUAGAACCUAUCAUGUUUACUAAUGAUCGGAGGCAAGCAGAGCGUACAGGAAGAUACGGCACUCCAAGGGUCCAAUACCUUCAGGAGUUGGUUAGUGAGUUUCAGAACACAACUGAUGAAGAGUCAAAGGAGAGAAUAGUUGCUCAUUUGGCAAACUUUGCUUAUGAUCCUUAUAAUUAUACCUUUCUACGCCAGCUUAAUGUUCUGGAACUAUUCCUUGACUGCAUAACGGAGCCAAAUGAGAAACUUGUGGAAUUUGGGGCUGGUGGGAUUUGCAACUCAUGUGUAGAUCCAGAAAAUGCUGCAGUUAUCACUCGGUGUGGUGGCAUUCCUCUGAUCAUACAAUGUUUAUCUAGUCCAGUUAGAAACACUGUAAACUAUGCUCUUGGUUCUUUGUAUUAUCUCUGUACUGCAUCCACCAAGGAAGAGAUUCUGAGGCCAGAAGUGGUUGAAGUCAUCCAAGGGUAUGCUGCAGCUGGAGCAGUUAAUGUAAGCUUCAGCAAUCUGGCAAGAGCAUUCUUGGACAAGCAUGUACCUGAAAAGAUGUGAGAGAGGAAGUGCAUUUCUUAAGAAUCACUUGUUGCAGCAAAAAGCCUGCUAAGCCCUGGUUCAAGUGCCAUUGAUUUCAUUAUGGACCAAUUAACAGUCUAUACGUAACUAAACUUGAAUUCAUGUGGAAGCUGUUCAUUGCUGGGAGGUGUGCCAUGCCUAGCAUGAGAAAUAGAAGUGUUUUUUUUUGCUAUACAAUUAAGUAGCUUCUUCAAUAUUCAGUUCUCAGACAUUUGUAAAUUAUAUUGACCAACUUUUUUAUCAAUCUUUUGCAUAAUACUAAUGAAUCCUGUUUAUGAAAAUAAAUAAUCCUCGAUGACCAGGGGAUAGGAAGUCUAAUGCUA
Molecule: messenger RNA, 2184 nt
Organism: Nelumbo nucifera (sacred lotus)
Lineage: Eukaryota; Viridiplantae; Streptophyta; Magnoliopsida; Proteales; Nelumbonaceae
Source: RefSeq, a predicted model, not a curated record